Molecule: messenger RNA, 1628 nt
Organism: Papilio xuthus (Asian swallowtail)
Lineage: Eukaryota; Metazoa; Arthropoda; Insecta; Lepidoptera; Papilionidae
Gene: Pbp49
Product: proximal sequence element A Pbp49
Exons: 6
Coding region: 284-1615 (443 amino acids)
Biological process (GO): snRNA transcription by RNA polymerase II; snRNA transcription by RNA polymerase III
Cellular component (GO): snRNA-activating protein complex
Molecular function (GO): RNA polymerase III type 3 promoter sequence-specific DNA binding; core promoter sequence-specific DNA binding; RNA polymerase II cis-regulatory region sequence-specific DNA binding
Source: RefSeq, a predicted model, not a curated record
AGUGCCAAUUGAGAAGUGUCAAAGUGAUGUCUUAAUAAUUCAAAUAAAUUAAAUCAAACUAAAAUCAUAAGGUUUUAGUUAUUGAAUGAAUGUUUUAUCAUUAUUAUGCAAAUAGAGAGUCAAUGGUGUUUCACUUAACAAUUUUUAUUCAUUUACUGUACUUUGUAAUUAUGUGAAGUUUUUUAAAAAUAUUGUGAAGUCGUUUUUGAGCAGUUGCGCAUUAUUUUUAAACACAUUUUUAGAAUUGUUGUUCUGCUGUCUCCAGUUGUGUAUAGCACUAGCAAUGGAUAGUGAAGACAAAGCUUUUACUAUAUUGAAGUGCCCUAUAACUGUGCCCAUCUCAUUAGAGGGUACUCAGGAUUCGAAUCAUAAUAAAAUGACCACAGAAGAUGAAGUCAAAGAAGUUAAUAUGUAUGCGCCGGAUAUAGGGCCUAAAUUUUAUCCAGUCAAAGGCAAUGUGGUGACAGCUCCAAUAAUUACGAAGAAUCUUCCAGAAGCGUUUAGUUCCCUACCUAUUUGUGGGCGUCCAGAAUCGAAGGAUCGUUUAGAGCAGUUUCAAGAUCAGAAGAUCAGAGAUUACGUCGGAGGUGGAUUAAGUGAAGAAGAAUUUGGUAAGCUUGCUAAAUACUGCAGUCCAAACCAUCUUAGAACUGGUAAGGAACUUAUAAUGGAUACAAAUCUCCCAGCAUUUGGUUUUCUGCCCCCUAAAAAGGAUGACAAAGUUUGUGAAGAGGGUAACCAACUAAACAUUGUAAAGAAGUUUAAGUUACGUGUGGAGAAAGACAAGACAAACUUAUAUGUGAAGAAGUUAAAGUAUAGAGGAAUGAGAUUGCUGCCACUUACAACUGAGGAUGAGGAUAAUGAUGAGAUAAAUGGAACUCCACUUGAACCGGGCAAAGACAUACUGUACAGAGUGCGCUUUUACAGACCUUUUAUGUGUGGCAAAGAAAGAAAUAAUUCACGUCACUCGGUGUUCACAUGCGACGUGGUGGUGUCAGGUCAGAGCCGGCUGUCUGCGCUGCGCGAGCGCAUCGUUUGCGCUAACGACGUGGACGUGCGCGUCGAUGUCUCCGCAAAUCCUACGGAAUUGCCUCAAACCACCGCCAAGGAAUUGUUUCCAUCAGGGUUCAUGUUCAUAAACAACGUGUUCUACGUGGACGAGCGCGAGGGUCGCGUGGACUACACGGAGCCCAUCCGGUUGUGGGCGCAGCGCCGCGCCAUGGGUGACUUCCCCAAGGUAGACAUGCAUCAAGUGCGGCUGCAGGACCUCGUCAUACGUCUCGGACAUCCAGAGGUGUACAUCCACCAAGGCAACUGCGAGCACCUGUUCACGUUCUCUGAGGUGCGGCUGGUGGGUCCGGCGGAGCUGGUGAUGGCGGAGCAGCUGCCGCGCCACACGGCCGUGCUGCAGCAUCAGACCGUGUACUGCACCACGUGCGCGGAGUUCGGCGCCAAGUGGGUGGUGGUGGGCUGUCCCCGCGUGCCCUUCGACCCCGCCUUCUUCUGUGACACCUGCUUCAUGCUCUAUCUGUACAUCGACGGGAAGAAGAUUGGCGAUUUUAAAGCUUACUCUUAUAGAGGUAACGAAAUAAAUACCUUGAAACCGCUCGGUUAAUAAAUUGUUUUUU